Colletotrichum scovillei is the source of this 1568-nucleotide messenger RNA. RefSeq names its product pH-response regulator protein palC. Gene Ontology annotation, cellular component: plasma membrane. The transcript has 2 exons. The record is from RefSeq and is a predicted model, not a curated record. Bases 70 to 1503 code for a protein of 477 amino acids. Lineage: Eukaryota; Fungi; Ascomycota; Sordariomycetes; Glomerellales; Glomerellaceae. Gene Ontology annotation, biological process: cellular response to pH.
CUUGACUCUCAUACACAUUUCUCAUCAUACACCAUCUUGACUUCGGCUGGUAACCAGCUCCUCCUGAACAUGCCUUUCCCUUUUGUUCUUCCGACAACUUCGGCCUUCUCAUUCUCAUCCAGUUUUAGCAGCGACACUCACCCCUCAUUGCCCCUCAGUUCCAGCACAUAUCGCGGGGUUGUGAGAGAUGCUCUCAAAAAACACAAGAGACUACCCCCAGCAUCGCAAUCAUCUCACGUUUCGACAGUCAUUGGAGCUCUCAACGGCUACAUCCCCUAUAUUCUCGCCAUUGAUGCUGGACUAAAUCCAACAUCCCAGUCAGGCGACUGGAUCAACCUCAACACAAAGGCACCGCCCUCCAUCGAAUGGCGACCAACGCUUUCGGAGAAUGCAGUGCCCGGCAGAGAGCGAGCGAGGGUGAAAGUGCAGUCCAUAGACCACGAAAUUGCCUUCACUCUCUCAUCUCUGGCAAACUCAUACACUUUAGUUGCUCGGGCAGCCCUUCACCCGCUGUACGUCACAACACAGGCCACGUUGGAUAAUCAGCAGCGGACAGCUUCCAUUCAAACAGCGACCAAAUACCUCCUGGAUGCCGCAUCAAUAUGCGACUAUAUAGCUUCCCGGGCUGAGAGAACUCAGAUCCCGCCACCCUGUAGCGAUGUAUCACCCUCGACUCUUCGAGCUAUGUCGUCCCUGGCUCUCGCCGAGGCGACACUGUUGGCGGUUCUCAAGGACGAUCCCUACCCAGCCAUUGUCGCACAAGACCGCAACAAGAACGACCGCGAGUGGAUGUUCAAAGCCCCCGAGAUUCCAAAAGUUCGUGCCCAUUUGUUCGCGCGACUCUGUCUUGCUGCUGCGGAGCACGCCGCCCAGGCCUCCUCUCUUUGCCAAGCUGCGGGGCGGGGUUCCAGCAGGAUCAACGAGGGACUGCUUCGCUAUCUCGAGGAUCUGCGAAGAACAUGUCGCGCAAAGGCUUGUCGUUUCUUUGGCAUAGACUCAGAGAUUAGUGGCCAAGUUGGCACGGCCAUCGCGUGGCUACAAGCCGGACUCCAAGAAUUAGGCGUUGAGUCUAAACAUUCAGCCAAAGGUAGUGGCUUCAGCCGGUUCAAAAAGGAGUGGAGCGAGAAACGCGAGGAUCGCAAGGUCGAAAAGGAGACAACGUGGGGCGCGGAUGGCGGAAAGGGCGAGGAGACGAGAGUGAUCGAGCUGCUUGAAGGCAAGUGGCACAAGCUCAAUGACACGAUGAAUGUCCAGAUCGUGCCUCCGAUUGGGCCCUUGCUGGCUCAGAUGCCAUCUGGCCGUGAGAUACACACCCUCAAGCCGUAUCAGCCGCCAGUGUUGGAUCGCAGCAUCUUGGAAGCCAUGCGCGCGCCGCCUGAGAGGAAUGACGACUACGGAGAUGCCCUGAGCUCCGAUGACGAAGGCAAAGGCGUAUCUGGGCCACCUGGAGGAUAUCCUGAAUCGAGACCGGAUUACAGGAGCGCAAGCACGUCCUAUUACUAGACGUCGUAGCAAGCAUCUGUUCUCUUGUUUGAGAAAGUGUUAGAAGAGAGCACUGCCGGUGGGAG